Molecule: messenger RNA, 1103 nt
Organism: Lates calcarifer (barramundi perch)
Lineage: Eukaryota; Metazoa; Chordata; Actinopteri; Centropomidae
Gene: lgals2a
Product: lectin, galactoside-binding, soluble, 2a
Exons: 4
Coding region: 30-563 (177 amino acids)
Molecular function (GO): laminin binding; carbohydrate binding; galactoside binding
Source: RefSeq, a predicted model, not a curated record
CAGUGUCCCAAUUGUAUUCGCUGCUUGAGAUGUCACUCGGGUCAAAGGAACCUCCCACUCUGUAUAUAUCCUCCAGUCAGUUUGCAGAAAGGCGAGGCCCUGUCUGCAGCACCCUCAUUUCUCCUCGGCUGAACUCCCAGACUACAUCUGCAAAGAUGAUGAACGGUAUGAUCGUAAAGAACAUGUCCUUCAAGGUCGGGCAGACCCUGACUGUUGUUGGAGUUACCAAGCCUGAUGCUUCAAAUUUUGCAGUGAACAUUGGCCCCAGUGAGCAGGAGAUUACGAUGCAUAUCAACCCUCGUUUUAAUGCCCACGGGGAUGAGAACACGGUGGUCUGCAACUCUUACCAGGGAGGCAGCUGGUGUGAGGAGCACCGUGAGGGAGGCUUUCCUUUCGUACAGGGAGAGGAGUUCAAGAUUGUCAUUGAAUUCACCCCUACGGAGUUCGUGGUGACUUUAUCAGACGGUUCUCAAAUCCACUUCCCCAACCGCAUGGGUGCAGAGAAAUACUCGUUCAUUAACUUUGACGGGGAAGCUCGCAUCACAAGCCUUGAGCUCAAGUGAACCUCCACCCUCCCAGGAAUUGUUGGUAUUGAAAUUCUGUUUUUCUUUGUCUGACAUCAGGUUACAUAUUACCCCAGCUUUUAAAUUCCCAAAUACAUGUGGUACCAGCCUUACAUGCUUAUCACAUCUUAUCUUAUUAUGCAAGAAUUUACCUUGUUGACACGUGCAGGAGCCAAAUAACCAUAGAAUUAAAGAUGGAUAGCUAAGACAGAGACAUGCAGAGUAAUGAUACUAGAUGUACACACAGAAAUAUGUACCAUAAGUAUUGUAACUGUAUGCCUUUUCUGCACGCUUGACAGCUAUUGACUGCAAAGCAAGCCAAACAUGAAGUGGGUCCAGGCCCAUGUUAUCUGACUGUUAUUUAUUUAGCAGUGAUUAGCUGAAAAAUACCACAUAAAAUGUGAUCAGUCGCUCAUUAAGGUGCCUUGAAAUGCUGCAUGCUUUUUUUUUUGUUUUCCCUCCCAGACAUUCCAGAUUUGUAACUGAGUAUUAUGCUUGCCCGUAACAAUGUGUAUUAAAGCAUGGCCUUCUAGGAAAAAA